Hylaeus anthracinus is the source of this 5566-nucleotide messenger RNA. RefSeq names its product synaptojanin-1 (gene Synj). Gene Ontology annotation, molecular function: phosphatidylinositol-4,5-bisphosphate 5-phosphatase activity; nucleic acid binding. The coding region runs from base 256 to 3714 and encodes 1152 amino acids. Gene Ontology annotation, biological process: synaptic vesicle endocytosis; phosphatidylinositol dephosphorylation. The record is from RefSeq and is a predicted model, not a curated record. The transcript is spliced from 6 exons. Lineage: Eukaryota; Metazoa; Arthropoda; Insecta; Hymenoptera; Colletidae.
GUCGGUAGACUCCGUGGAAUCACGAUGCAUAUAUUGCGAAGAUAUCGAAGUGUCGACGGAUCAGCGAGAAGAGCGCUGCUCCCCUCCGCGAGCCUCUAGAGAAAAUUGUAUUGCUGUCAGUAGUCGAUGAACAAAGUGUUCUGUCGGCUCGGAGGAAACACGAAUAGAUCACGCUGCUCCGUAUGACAGACGGGCUGUCAUAUCUCGUCAGAAUCUACCUGUAUCCCCGAAACCUUCGAAGACAUUAGCGCAACAAUGGCGAUGGGCAAAGGAUUUCGCGUCUACGAAAAGCUAAAGCCACCAAGUCCUCAUUCUCUCAUAUUGGAACAACGAAAUCGAAAGGAAACAGUUUUGUUCGAGUCCCAAGCCGUUGCUGUACUCUCUGCAGAAGAAACAGAAAGUUUAAAGGGAAAAUACACAAAGUUGUUAGACGCGUAUGGAUGCUUAGGUGUCCUGCAAUUAAAUGCUGGAGAAAAUACGCUACUGUACCUUGUUCUUGUUACUGGAUGUUUUUCGGUUGGCAAGAUAGGAGAAUCGGAAGUAUUUAGAAUUAUACAGACACAUUUUGUACCUCUGCAUUAUACGCAAGGCAAUGAGGAUCGGGUGUCAGAAGUUAGAAAGGUUCUUAACUCUGGUACAUUCUACUUUUCUUGGUCUGCUGGACACCAAGAGCCUCUGGAUAUUACUCUUAGUGCACAAAGACGAUAUAAGUCAACAACAACUGAUAACAGAUUUUUCUGGAAUCGCAUGUUACACAUCCAUUUAUUAAGAUAUGGAGUGGACACAAGUUACUGGUUACUUAAGGCUAUGUGUGGCAGUGUAGAAAUUCGAACUGUAUACGUUGGACACAGACAAGCUCGUGCUCUCCUUAUAUCCAGGUUGAGUUGUGAACGAGCAGGCACCAGAUUCAAUGUUAGAGGAACCAACGAUGAUGGCCAUGUAGCAAAUUUUGUAGAAACAGAACAAGUGAUUUACUUAGAUAACGAAGUAACUUCCUAUGUUCAAACUAGAGGUUCUGUCCCUUUAUUCUGGGAACAACCUGGCAUUCAAGUUGGUUCCCAUAAGGUCAAAAUAUCCCGUGGGUUCGAGGCUUCUGCGCCAGCUUUCGAUAGACAUAUGAAUAUGAUCAAACAAAGAUACGGGCAGCAAGUGAUUGUCAAUCUUCUUGGGUCUAGCGGCAUUGGUAGCAAAGAAGGAGAGGCAAUGCUAAGUCAGUUGUUUCAAACUCAUCACAAUAUGUCAGAGCAUACAGAUGUUCCUCACAUUUUAUUUGACUACCACCAAGAGUGUAGAGGUGGAAAUAUGAAAAAUCUAUCAAAAUUAAAGGCAAAAGUAGAAAAAUAUUUAGAAUCUUUUUCAUUAUUUUAUGCUGCUAAUAAUACUGUUAUUUACGAACAAAAUGGGACUAUUAGAACAAAUUGCCUUGAUUGCUUAGAUAGAACCAAUUGUGUACAAACGUUCUUCGCAUUGGAGAUACUCGGUAAACAGCUUGGAUUAUUAAAACUGCUUGAAAAACAACAGAUGGUCUCAAGGUUCGAAGAAGUAUUUAAACAAAUGUGGAUCAACAAUGGUAAUGAAGUAAGCAAAAUAUAUGCUGGUACUGGAGCGAUUCAAGGAAGUUCUAAAUUAAUGGAUGGCGCGAGAUCUGCGGCUAGAACAAUACAAAAUAAUUUAUUAGACUCCUGUAAGCAAGAAGCUAUUGAUAUCUUGUUAUUGGGAUCAACUUUAAACACGGAACUAGCAGACAGAGCUCGAUUACUUUUGCCUUCUAAUAUGCUACAUGCUCCGCCAAGUGUUCUGAGAGAAAUGUGCAAAAGAUAUAACGAAUACGUAACCCCGAUAAAUCUUAGAGUAGGCGUCGGUACUUACAAUGUUAACGGAGGAAAACAUUUUCGAAGCAUAGCAUGCAAAGAUGUUUCCCUUUCCGACUGGUUACUAGAUGCUCCACGUAAAUCACCAACUCUAGUGUCAGUUGAAUAUGACAAUGUUCCUAUAGAUGUAUUCGCGAUAGGAUUCGAAGAAAUUGUUGAUUUAAAUGCUAGUAAUAUAAUGGCUGCUAGUACUGAUAACGCAAAAACCUGGGCGGAGGAAUUGCAGAAAAUACUUUCUCGAGACACGGAAUACGUUCUGGUCACGUAUCAACAAUUAGUUGGCGUUUGUCUUUAUUUAUUCAUACGGCCUGUACAUGCACCUUACUUAAGGGACCUAGCCGUAGAUUGUGUAAAAACUGGAUUAGGAGGUGCAACGGGGAACAAAGGGGCUGCAGCUAUUAGAUGUGUAUUAUAUUCUACAUCUUUUUGUUUCGUUUGCGCGCACUUUGCUGCUGGGCAGUCUCAAGUUAACGAGCGUAAUGCAGAUUACGCGGAAAUUACACGAAAAAUUACCUUUCCCAUGGGAAGAACAUUGAACACUCACGACUAUGUGUUCUGGUGCGGAGAUUUUAAUUACAGAGUUGACAUGGACAAAAAUGAAAUGAAAGAGAUGAUCAAAAGGAACGAAUUUGAUCAAAUAUUACAACAUGAUCAAUUGAAGGUCCAACAAGAUCAGGGAAAUGUUUUCAAAAAUUUCUUGGAAGGCCCUAUUACCUUCGCGCCAACGUACAAAUACGAUCUUUUCUCCGAUGAUUAUGACACCAGUGAAAAAUGCCGUCAACCUGCAUGGACCGAUAGAGUCUUAUGGAAACGUAGGAAACAAGUACCUGAUAUAGAUUCACCGACGGACUGGAAUCCAGGAAAAUUAAUUCAUUAUGGUAGAGUAGAAUUGAAGCAAAGCGACCAUCGACCAGUCAUUGCAAUAGUCGAUGUAGACAUCCAUUGCGUCGAACCCGAAAAACGGGAGCAUGUAUUUAGAGAAGUCAUCCAAGAUCUAGGUCCACCAGAUGGUACCAUAGUAGUAAAAGCAGUGGAGGAAUCCGACGACAUGGAUAGUGUGUUUGAUGGAAAUUUCAUGACGGCUCUGUUUCAAGAUUUUUCCCACAUUGGCGAUGUAAUUCUCGUCAGAUUUGUCGGUGAAACAAUGUGGGUGACAUUCAGAGAUGGACAAUGUGCAUUGUCAGCAGCAAGGAAGGGCAUGACUCAAGUAUGUGGUCAGACGUUAAAAUUAUCUUUGAAGUCUCCAAAUUGGGUACAACUUAUCGAAAAAGAAAUAGAACUUUGCAGCAACACCACUGUUGCGCAAUUUACUUCAACCUCUCCAGUAAGGAGCCCUAUGCAAAGAUUAGAACAAUUGGACAUAACGGAACGAUCUUCUCCUAGUAGAGGUAGCCCAAACGGAGUUGUUCCACCACCUAGACCAGCACCACCAGGUCGACCGUCUCAGCCACCCAAGAGCCCGGUACAAGAUCGAAAACAAGGACCACGUGCUGGUGUAUUCAGCGUAUUACCCAAUCAAUUCCCAACGCCGUUAUCUAGAGAAAGAGUAGAGCCCGAACAAAGUGAAAGGCUAUCUCCAGAAUCUGCAAUUUAUGAAGAAAUAAUGGAUGGAUCUCCUAGUUAUCCCAUACCAAACCGUCCGCCACCGCCGUUACCUCGCACAGAUGCUUCGCAAGAGUCAUCUAGUAGGCCACCUAAUUCUAAACCUCCUCCUCUACCGCAAAGACAAGCUCCGCCUCCGCCUCAACAUCCUCCGCCUAGUUUACCCGCGUCAAACGUUCCACCCCCCAUACCAGCAAGAACAUCAGGCGGGCCACCUAUUCCGGCUAGAAAUCCACAUUAAAUAACGGUAUAUAUCAUUCCGACGUGAAUCGAAUCACUAGAUGUUAUUGUGUAGCUAAUUAUUUAUGAAUGUUGAUAGAAAUUAUAGGUGAAAUAGUUUGCUUCCAAUUAACGUUGUACAGCUGUGUAGCCUACCGUAAACCUCAAGUUUAUUCUGUGAUUAGUCAGACUCUGUUUCCAUGCACUCUGAGAACUUUUGCUUCCUGUCGUGCAGCAACAAUAUUCGUUACUGCUCGUUAAUAUAGUCAUUAAGACUAAUGAAAUAAUAAUUAUGUUAACGAAUUCUAUGCUGUUAAAAAUGUCAUAUAAAUAUACCGUUUAAAAAAAUGUAUAAUGGCGGAAUGUUAGAAUGUCAUUAUUAUUAUUGUUGUAUCCUGCAUUUUGAACAAACAAGCCCCGAAACAGUUACACUUCUAUGAUAGAUUAAUUUAUAUAGAAUCAACGUUAAAACUGUUUACUGACUACGUCUGUUUCUUGUUGCAUCUUAUCAUAUUUUUCUAAAUAAAAAAAAAAAAAUACAAAAGACAACAUUGAUAGUUAACAUAAUUUUUGAGAAUUAAAGUUAAACGCGUGACUUAAGUUUACUACUGGUUAUAAUAAUAAGGAAAAUAAUACUCAGAUAACAGUAUUCUUAUAAAAUAUUCUCCAUAUAUGUAUUGUAUGUAUAAAAUAUAUACAAUCGUUGACCAAGCAAUAUUCUUUUAAGUUAAUAGUAAUACAAUGAAUAAUAGCAAAUAUAAGAGAUUGUUAUGGUAGCGUAAAAAUAUUAAGUAAUAUACUUCCAAUUCAAAACACUCUUAGAAAGAACAAAAUCAAUACUAUAUUUAUUUUGUAGCUUCAUGUAUUGUAUUAUUGUACAUAUACAUAUAAAAAUUGAUACAAGAUAGAAGUAAAUCGAGAUUCUGUUUACACAACGAAGAAAGCAUUCUUAAUUACCUUGCAAGAUUUGAAAUAAUAAGUACGUCAUACGCGCCUGUUAUACUUUACGAAAUGAUCAUGCUACAAGACACGCAAAAUGUUCAAUUUGAAAAGAACAAUGAAAAUACAUGAUUUUAAGAACGUUUGUCAUUACAUUAUGUAUUAAAUUUGAACGAAAGUGUAAAUAGAGAGGGCUUCGGUAAAACAUGUCUUGUAAUUAAUGCACGUUUUCCAAAUACUCAUAAUAGUUAUCUUAUUGCUCCUUUCCAAAAUUUGACUAAACUACAAAUUUAACGAUAGAUUAACGAAAGAGAUUCACAUACAUUUCACAAUAACACGAAGCACAGGAAUGUAAAAAAAUAUUGACUUUUAUAAAAAAUGUUUGUUUAUUUAUUUCAGCAGUAUAAUGAGACUGAUCUCUAAAUCUGUAACUAAUCCUAGCAUUGUCAUUCGUUUGGCAGGUAGAGCAAUAAUGACAGCUCGUUAAACAUUAUCUAGUAAUAUGUAUAAAAAAGGUAUUACAAAAAUUUAUUAUCAAAUUUGAUUUGUAUAUAUACUGUAAACACAGAGAACUGUGUCUGUCAUUAAAAUAUAAACAUUUGCGAGAGAAAUGAUUGAUUUCGAAAACGAUUAUAGAAAUGUAGAUCCAUUCAACAGAGACAUAGUCCUUUUAGCAAAUAAAUUAUAUACAAAAAGAUAUCGCUAAAGUAAUAGCUAACUAGUUUCUGGUUAAUAUACUAAAUACAGUUAGCAGAAACCGAGUGUCUUUUCAUUUGCAAAUAGUAUCUGCUUUUACCUUUAAAAAUGAAUUUUGCAAUUCUUGAAUGUUUGAUCCUUUUAGGUUAAUAUCGACCAUUAUUUAAGACAGAUCAAUAAGUUAAAAACUAUCCCAUUGCGAGAAAGUGUCACGAAGUUUUACAUACAAAAAAAAGAAA